This is a messenger RNA of Merops nubicus (carmine bee-eater), 348 nucleotides long. RefSeq names its product leucine-rich repeat-containing protein 75B-like. The transcript has a single exon. The annotation marks the transcript as partial. The record is from RefSeq and is a predicted model, not a curated record. Lineage: Eukaryota; Metazoa; Chordata; Aves; Coraciiformes; Meropidae.
UCCCUCAUUAGCCUGAAGACCAGCCUGCAGAAGAAGGUGAGCCAGGACUCCAUGGAUUUGUCAGGGAUUCCCCUGACCAUGCGGGAUGUCCACCGCAUGGCCUACUACCUGCAGAACAACGGGGACCACCUCACUUCUGUGGACCUGAGCUUCACCGAGCUGAACGACGACAUGGUCCGCCUGCUGCUGCCCUUCCUCUGGGCGCUGCCCAAGCUCACCCACCUUUCCCUCAACGGCAACCGGCUAACGCGGGCGACCAUGAAGGAGCUGACCGACGCCAUGAAGGACAUGAGCAAGUUCCCUUGCCUGGCCUGGGUUGACCUCGGCAACAACGUGGACGUCUCCUCC